AUGUCAAAUAAUAUAACUGUUGAUGAUUUGAGAAAUUUAAUUAAUGCUAAAAUUUAUUCAAAUCGUUCCCUUGUUUUAAUUGGUUUAAAAAAAAUUUUAGAUUUUUUUAUGGAUUGUGAGAUACGCUUUUAUGAAAAUUUAGGAAGUUCUUCAGUAUUAUUAUCUUAUUUUAAUACGGAAGUUCCAUGUAAAGAAAUUUUUGAACUUUGGAUGUAUUUUCAUCAGAACAAUGAUUUUCCUAUUGUUUCUCUUAUUUUGGAAAUAUUGAUUUUUGUAAUACGAAUUAUUGGAUUACUAGGUAGUUAUACAACAGGCAAUAAGAUUAUUAAAAGAAUUUUGGAUUUUCAUAUUAAAUCUAUUUAUCGUAAUUUGUCCUCCAAUAUAGAUAUUUUGGUUAUCGGGACUUUAAGACUUUUAAUUGAAAUGUCAUGCUUUAAUUUAGGGUCUUUUGUUUUAGAGAUUUUUAAAUCUUUUGAUUUCUCGCAUAAGGUUAUUUCUAAAAUAAUGAAGAAUUUUUCUAAGGUUUCAAUUAAUACAUCUUCACGAAUUAAUGCACGGUUUUUGGCUUUUGAGACACCUAGAACUUUUAUGAUUAGGUUUAUAUUUUGUUUUUUGGAAUUUGGCCCCAUUUCUUUGAAAUUAGAACUUUUUGGUUAUAAAAAUAUUUUUUAUGAUAUCUUUUCUGGUCUUGUUAAAGAUGAUCUAAGUUUCAUGCAAAAGGUGUUAGAUAUUAUUCUUCAAUUUGUUAUUUUUGAGAAAGGUAUACCUCGUAGUAUAAAAAUGUCGAUAUUUAAUGAGAAUGUUUUGAAUGAAUUAAUUGCUUUAUAUUCUGAGACGGAUGAUGGAAUCUCACGAUCUAUGGCUAUACAUAAUUUUUUGAUAUUAUUAUGUACUAAACAUGGAAUGGGUAUAUGCUUUGAAUGCAAUGGAUGGUAUCCAAAAUUGGAAACUGAUUUUAAAAAAAAUAAGAGUCUUUUAAUAUACAAUAAAAAUUUAUCAUCUUUUAUAUUUAAACUCAAAAUAACUCAGGAUAUUCUUCAACAGGAAUUGUUUUUAAAGAUAUGUCAGGCGUGCCCUGAAUUGAUUGCAUAUUGCGCGCCACAAUUUAGUCUCAAUAUUCGUUUUGAACCUCAUUUAACAAUAUCUUGGUUAAGUAUAUCUUCUGUAUAUCAGUCUCUUGUUCUUUUACCUAUCCCACUCAUGACUUUUUCUUCUAUUUCUUCUGAAUUAAUUCUUACUACUAUUUUAGAAAAUAUUAUUCCUUCAGCAUUAACAAAGGUAUCGCUUAGUUCAGGAUUGAAAUAUAAUAGUGAUUUGGUUGUAUUUUUUACGGCAAAUUUGAUUUUGUCUUCAAUAAAUAAAUAUCGUCAAAUAAUGACUAUAUUGGAUAAAAAAAAUGAUUUUAAUAUGAAGACUUUUGAAUGGAAAAAAAAUCGAUUAUUGUUAAGAAAAAUGUUUUUAAAACGUUUGCCUGAUAUUCGUGUUAUUUUUUUUGUAUUCAAGUCAGUUUGGGGAAAAUCUAGUAAUCUUUUAAAAUUUUCUGUGAUAAAACUUUUUGUAUAUUAUAUGGAAACCUUUCCUGAAAUUAUUUUUUUUGGAAAAUAUGAUUAUUCAUCAAUUUUGAUAAAAGGUUUUUCUGAAAUAUCGGAAGAAGCUUCAUAUGGUUCUCUUAUUCUUUAUUAUUUAUUUCGUAUAUCUUAUAGAUUUCUUCCAAUAUCUAAAUGGUGGAAUAAAAAUCAAGAAUUCUCGGAGACUAUAUUUACUACUUUAGUCAAAUUUUAUCUUUCUUCAAGAAAUAAUGAGUUUAGAAAUGAAUAUAAAAAUCUUAUCUCAUCUUUGUUGAUAUCUUCAAAUGCAUUUUCUAUUGCACUACGUAUGGAUUCUGCAGAAUUGAUAUUAAAAACUUUAGAUGAUGUAAAAUGCUUUACUAGUAGGGUUAAUAUUAUAGUUGAUUUUUUAGGUGAUAGCCUGAUGCUUUAUAUGAAUUCUCCUUACAAAUACAUGGAUUAUUUGGUCUCUUUUAUUUUUGAUUAUAAAUUGGAAAUUAACGGGAGAUUUCCUAGUUUAGUGUUAAUUGUAUUAAUAGAGCAAUGGGAUUAUUUUUUUAAAUAUUCUAUGUCUUCUGAUGAUGAUAAAUUUUUGAUUGCGUCAUGGUUGUCUAGAGUUCUUGGAUUUUUUACUUUGAAUGAAGAUAUUUGGGAAAUUUCAAAAAAAAUAUCUUGGAAAUUAACGAAAUCAAUGGAAGAACGAUCAUUUGAGAUUGCUUGUAUAUUUAAUGAAACAAAAUUAUAUACAGAGUUUUUAGAAAAAUCAUUUUUAACUGGAGUUUGCUCAAAAGGCUCCAGUUUUUGUUUAGUUACUAAAAAGUUUCAAAAUAUUUCUUUUGUGAAUUAUAAAUAUUCAUGUGUUUCUUUAUCUGAUAAUUUUAUUUUAAUUGAUUUUAUUUUGCAUGGAGGAAUAUCACAGUUAUACAUUCAUUUUGAUAAUAUAAUACAUUAUAUCCGAUAUAAAUAUAUUAAUGUUUGUUUAUUGGAUGUCAUUGUUCUGAAGAUGAUGAUUUAUGUCCUUUUUUUUGAUAAUAGGGAAAUUAUAUAUGAUUUUAAUGAUGUUAUUUUAAAAUAUUUUAAAAUAAUUAGAUCUAUUGGUGAUGUUUUAAGGGACACUAAAGAUUAUGAUAGAUUUAGGGAAAUUAUAAUUGAAAAAAACAGAUGGCUUGACAAUUAUUUAAAUUUUGGAUCUAAUUUCAGUUCGUUUAAAAUACGGAUUUUUUCAAAGGAAUUUAUAUAUCUCGUUAUAGACUUUAUAGAACCAUUGGACUCAUGUUUAUUAUUUGAAAUUAUGAAUAAAACAUAUGAGAAUUUUAUAGAAGUACUAACUGAUGAUUCAAUAAGAAUUCUAUCUUUAUCUUCUGAUGAGUGGAAUGAAAUUUUUUUAUUAUUAGAGCCAUAUUGGUCAAAAGAUCGGUUUUCUGAAAUAUGGGCAGAAGUUGUGAAGAGAUAUAUACAACAAAUACAUGCUUUUGGUGAUACACGUUCUGAUAUCUUAGAUUUUUUUACUCUUGUUUUUGGUCGAUUUUUCACUGUGAACAAUAUUGAAAUUGUUACAAUUUCUGAUUUCGUUUUAAUUUUAAAUACAGGACUAAAAAACGGAUAUUCUUUGAAUCAUAUAUUUGAGCUUUUAAUAGCUAAAAUUUUUUCUUUACCUGAUGAUUCUAUUUUUACUUUCUAUGAGUUUAUAGGUAAUGUGUUUUUUUUAAUAUUUCAAAAUACGGAAAAUAUCUUCUUUUCAGACUUGGUCAGUAAAAUUUGUUCUAAAUCUUCUGUUUUUCUUGAAAUUAUGACUGAAAAAGUAUGUGAAAUAGUAAAGAAGUAUGAAAAUAUUUCUACUUUUUCGCCUUUUUUUUUUCCUAAUUUAUUAUGUUUUAUUAAUGCAUAUAUUUUAUGGAAAGAUUAUUCAUUACAGAAAAAAAAACUUAUAACAGAUAAAUUAAAUCAUCAUUUUGUAUUUUUGUUGCAGUUUAUUAAGGAUGAUUUAUUAAACGGGUUUCUUGAUCAAAAUGAAAAGGGUUUUAUAUUAUUCCAGAUUUUGUAUCAAAGUAUAAAACUAAAUUUGUUAUUUGAAGAUGGGAAAAAUAUUCUUGAUAAAUUAUGUAUAGGUUAUAAUAAUAUAAUUUUAAGUAAAAGAUCUGUUGAAAUGAUAGAACUUGUGGCUUAUAGGUAUGGAAAUGAGAUUGUUGAAAAAUAUAUAGGAAUUUGGUUUAAUAAUAUUAUAAAAUUAUUGAUAGAAUAUUUUUCGGAUGAUAUAAAGCUUUCUGAUGAUUGUCUUGGUUUUAUGGAAUCUUUUGCUAAUUAUCUCAAAUCAUCGGGGAAAAUGUUAUCGAAAUAUGUCUCGCAGAGUCUUUUGAUUCUUUUAAUAAAAUUUGGACUUAAAAACCAUAUACUAUUAUAUAAUGUAGUUAAAUUUAUUUAUUAUGUUGUUAAGGAGUUUAAACAUAAUAUAGAAGAUUCUACAUUAUUUGUAUCGCUAAUUUUGUCUAGUAGUAGCAAUUGGAAUGAUAUAAAUACCAACUCUGCUAUUUUUUUUGAGCAUAGAUUAAUUAUUGUUCAAUUACUUCAUUAUUUAAUUUGUAAUUUGUCUACUCAUAUAUCUUUAUAUAUAAUUGAAAGUAUUUAUAAUGUCUAUACAGGUACUACGAAUGCUGUUGAUGUGAUUUUAUUGGAUAUCUUGCAAAAAUAUGAGGAAUUUGUUCGACAUAAUUUUUUUAAUAAAAAAAUUAUUCUUAAUAUUCAAUCUGAGACCAAGAAAAAUAUACCGCUUGAAAUUUCUUUUGAUACGGAUGACAUUACUGUUUUUUUAUCUUCUGAGAUUCUUAAAAAAAGCAUAUAUUCUUUUCCUAUUAUGAAAGAAUCUUUAUUGGAUUUUUCUCAAAUAUAUAAGGAUGAUUUAUGGUUAUAUUGCGAUGUAAUUGAAAAUGUAUAUGAUUUUUCUUUUUUUCUUCCUCUUGUUCUGGCAUAUCUUAUUUCUAAUGAACAUAUUUUAAUUAAGUUUUUGAUUGAUUCUAAUAUAUUAGGAUAUGUUUUGAUAUCUUUAUCUUCUGAUGAUAGAACCAUAAGAAAAAUGGCGUUAACUGUACUUUCUAUGUUUGAAAAUAAGAUUAUUUGUUUCUCUGAAAAAAAUCAAAUAUUGAUGUUUUUUCAACUACUGAAGUCAUCUAUAAGUCUUUCUGGUAUGGAAUUGGAACCUAUUCCCUAUGUUGUUUCCCUUUUUAUGGCGUUAUCUAUACAAAUAAUAAUUAAUCCUUCUCAUUUUUUGUUUGAUGAAGUUUGUCGUUUUUACUUACAAAGAUCAAAACUUGAUUUCCAUGAUAUUCCUAUAUUUUUUAGUCUUUGGAAUUCGUCGAGUGAUUACUAUAAGCAAAGUAAUUGGCUAAUGUCGUUUUUAAGUUCUGGUUUAAGGACUCUAUCGGAUUAUAAUAUAUAUAAGAAGAGACAUAUUUUUGAACUUUUGUGUUGUUUAUUCUCUUCUGAAAUUGUUACUAAUGAUAUUCGUUUUAAAAUUAUUAAACUUUUUUGGUUUGCUUCAAAUAUAUAUGAAGUUAAUGUUUCUUUGGUCCGUGAUUAUGGCAUACUUUCUUGGAUUGAUCAACAAAUUGCUAUUUGUAAAGAUGGAACGCUGAAAAUAAUGUUAGAACGAUUGUUUUUACGUUUUCAUCAUUCAAGGUUAAGUAAUCUAUAUAAAUAUAAGUUGAAUUUAUCAAGAGAAAAAAAAAAAUUGUAA
Molecule: messenger RNA, 5277 nt
Organism: Pneumocystis murina B123
Lineage: Eukaryota; Fungi; Ascomycota; Pneumocystomycetes; Pneumocystales; Pneumocystaceae
Exons: 13
Coding region: 1-5277 (1758 amino acids)
Biological process (GO): maturation of 5.8S rRNA from tricistronic rRNA transcript (SSU-rRNA, 5.8S rRNA, LSU-rRNA); maturation of LSU-rRNA from tricistronic rRNA transcript (SSU-rRNA, 5.8S rRNA, LSU-rRNA)
Cellular component (GO): nucleolus
Source: RefSeq, a predicted model, not a curated record